UUUCAUUCAGACAAGCUGCUCAGGUGAGGGGGAGGGAGGGCAAACACCAUGCAAGGCCACCAGGCCCCGUGGGGACGGCUUCCUCCAGGGCCAGACUGUCCAGAGGCCACUGCCCCACGGCUGUAAUGGAAACUUCUCAGCUGGCCCGGGAGCCACAACAGCUCCGGUUCCCACUCUGCUCAAGGAUGCGAUCGCCAGCGGACUGGGGGCCAGGCAGGGCCAUGUUCCAGUAAAUGAAGCCCGCAGGGCAAGCCUUGAGCCCCAGCUCCCGGCCAGAGACACGACAUCACACCAGGAAGAAUGACGAGGCUGCUCCAGGCUGGCCAAUGCCCAGGGCAGGGAGGGAGGACGACAGGCAGUGGCCCCCCUCCAUCCUGAGGCGGAGCCGGCCACAGCGCCGUGGCCACGGGGCCGAGCCACAGAAGACCUCGAGGCGGGUGCGGUUCCGGGAGCCCCCGGAGGCGGCCAUCCACUACAUCGCCAGCAGGGAGACCGCCACGGCCACCACCACCACCAGGGCGCCCAGCCGGCUGCGGCCCCGAGGCGGCUCCCUGCUCCUUCGGCUGUCCAUGUGCGUCCUGCUGAUGCUGGUGCUGGGUCUGUGCUGUGGCCGAGCCAAGCCCGUGGCGCUGGUCCUUGACGACCUGCGGGCCCGGGUCCUGGGGCUCAGCCUCUACCUGAGGCACACGGCCCUCUCCUGCUGGCGCGGCCUGCUGCAGCUCUGACGGGGGUGGGCUCCCCUCCAGGCCUGCGACUGGCCGAGUGGGGGGGGCAGGAGCCCCGACAAGCGGUCCCUCUU
This is a messenger RNA of Lontra canadensis (Northern American river otter), 799 nucleotides long. RefSeq names its product chromosome unknown C14orf180 homolog (gene CUNH14orf180). The record is from RefSeq and is a predicted model, not a curated record. The transcript has 5 exons. Lineage: Eukaryota; Metazoa; Chordata; Mammalia; Carnivora; Mustelidae. The coding region runs from base 234 to 725 and encodes 163 amino acids.